UCACUUUUUAACCAAUUUGAUUGAAGUACUAAGUACAUGUAAGUGUUUGUAUCAUACUACUUGACCUGUUAGGAUCAAUGAAUUGUGAUGUUGUAUCUAAAACUUUACAAAAGCCUGUUCUGAUGUUCAAAAACACAUGAAGAAGAUUAUGCUGAUGUGUUCUGAAUGUAACGAAAAUGUUCCGGAAUGGGAAAUUAUAAAUCAAGACCAACAGUGUCAUGUGCUGAUGAAUUAAAAAAGAAAAUCAGUGAGAGUUAUUCUAUAUUCCGUUCUCGAGUAAUAGAAGAUUUACGACCAAGAGAUUCAGAUUGGUCAGAACUUCAGCAACUAUGUGCAAAAUGUGAUGUAAAUGAGUUGAAAGAAAUUUUAACAGAUGAAAAUGUCCUGGAGAAUACUGAUGGAAACUUUACUCUGCUACACAUAGCAUGUCUUUCUGGAACAAGUCGAUCAUUAGUAGACUUAUUGAUAAAGAAAGGUGUGCAACCAUGUGCUCUGACUAAAAAUCAGUUUGCAGCUAUUCAUUUAGCAGCUUACAAGGGUGAUAUUGAGUGUGUGCAAUAUUUAUUAGAACAUGACAAUGUUGAUGUUAACCUACCAGGAAACAGUGGUAUUACUCCUCUACACAUUGCUGCUAUGUGUGGCCACUCUGAGAUCACCAGUCUUUUGCUGGAAAAUGGUGGUUUGAUAAACAAAGGAGAUGCUGUGAAGUUUUCACCGCUUCACCUAGCUAGUAAUUUUGGUCAUGACAAGGUUGUAGAACUUCUGAUUUCUUGUGGUGCAGAUAUCAAUAUAUCUGGUGGGGUCGGGGACAGACCUCUACAUUUAGCAUGUUCCAAAGGCCAUUUGAAUAUUACCAAGCUGUUAAUCAAUGGUACUUCUAAGCAAAUAGCAGACGUAAAUGUGACAGAUGAUGAGGAGCACAGACCCAUACAUUUUUGUUGUAAAUCAGGACAUCUUAUGGUGCUACAUUAUCUUCUAGAACACCAAGCUGAAGCACAUGGUGAAAAUAUCUAUGGUGAUACUCCACUGCAUUUAGCUUGCUACAAUGCUAAAGUUGAAGUUGUAAAACAGCUUGUAUCUCUAACUGGUCCUGAUAGUCUGGUAAAGGAGAAUUUGUUUGGUGAAACACCACUCCACAGUGCAUGUACCAAUGGCAGAAGUCUAGAAUUAAUCAAAUUCCUGUUAGAACAACCAGUGGUCAAUAUAAACUGUCAGGGUAAAGAUGGUCACACAGCAUUACACAGUGCAUGUUACCAUGGUCAUAUUAGAGUAGUACAAUUCUUACUAGAAUGGAGAGCGGACAUGAACUUGGUGGCUCAAAUUGUUGACCAGAAAGAUGGAAAUGAGAAGAUUGAAGAACAAACUGCUUUGAUGUGGGCUUAUGAACAAGGUCAUGAUUCCAUUGUUACACUACUUAAACAUCAUAAACUACCACAAGAAGAGUCUGCAUGUGGAGACUAUUCACAGCCCGGGGGUGAAGGGUCGUAUGUAUCUGUCCCAUCACCCCUAGGGAAACUGAAAAGUAUGACCAGAGAGAAAAUUGAUGUACUUCAGUUACGAGCCGAACUGCCGAGACAUUUUCAAUUACAGUUGACAGAUCUGAUAUUUCAGGAACCUAUUGGUAGUGGAUCAUUUGGAAAAGUUUACAAAGGUUUUUUUGAUGGAAAAGUUUGUGCAAUCAAAAGAUACAGGGGUAAUUCCUUUGGUGCCAAGUCUGAUGUAGAUAUGUUUUGUAGAGAAGUAGCCAUCCUGUCCAAGCUCAAUAGUCCCUAUGUUAUUAAUUUUGUUGGUGCUACCUUAGAUGACCCAAGUCAAUUUGCUAUUGUCACCCAGUAUGUAAGUGGUGGAUCAAUCUUUAGUAUUAUUCAUGAACAUAAAAGGUUGAUUGAUGUACAGUCCAAAUUGACUAUUGCCAGUGAUGUAGCCAAGGGUAUGAUGUACUUACAUAACCUCCCACAACCGAUUAUCCACCGAGAUCUCAACAGCCAUAAUAUACUACUGGACGAGGAUGGUCAUGCCCUCGUGGCCGAUUUUGGAGAAUCCAGAUUUCUAAGGUCAACUGAAGAUAACAUGACAAAACAACCUGGGAAUUUAAGAUGGAUGGCUCCCGAAAUCUUUACUCAGUGCAAUAAAUACAGUAUUAAAGCUGAUAUAUUCAGUUACUCACUAUGUCUUUGGGAACUUCUAUCUGGAGAACUCCCAUUUUCUCAUCUCAAGCCAGCUGCAGCAGCUGCAGAAAUGGCUUACCAUAAUACUCGCCCACCGAUAGCUGUUACAUUUCCUAAACCUAUUGUAGCUUUUCUACAAAGAGGAUGGCAUGCUAAUCCAGAGGAUCGUCCAGAAUUUCGUGAAAUUUUGCCAUUUAUUGAAGAAUGCAGAGAAUCUCAAGCAGCUGGAACUAUCAAUAAUACAUCCUCUACUGCCAGUCUGGUGGCACAUUUCACUUCAGCACUACCUCAACUCAAAGACGAGGACUCUGAAGAGGAAGGACGAGCUACGCCACCCCCUUCUGGUACAGUGACAGCACUCAGAACAAAAUGGGAACUGGAAGCUAAUAGGAACAGCACUGUACCAUUAGAAGAGAUAAGGAGAAGGCUUCAGUUUCCACAGAUAGACAAAAAUGGUUAUGUAUCUGAUCCACUUAGUACUCUUCGACUACCAGUAACUUUACCAAUGUCAGACUCUUGCAGUGAUAUAAGUAGUGCCUCAACCACGUCCAGUAUCACAUAACAGCACAGGAAACCUUAUAGAAAUGUAGUACAAUCUGAUUAUUUCAUAGACAAGUGGAUUUAGUACAGAAUGAUUUAGAAUGGAAACUUUUCUACAUAAUCAAUGACUCCAGAAAACAUGCAUUAUCAUACUUUUAAGAAACCUUAUAGAAAUGAGUUCAGUCUUAUUAUAACAUAAAGUUAAUUGGAUUUAGUACAAAAAAUCAAAAAAAUGGAAACUCCCUUACAAAGCUAUGACUUCUGAGACCAUGCAUCAGUGUUCUUUUCAAGGACAUAUUCAUUAGCUGUAGUGUGUAAUAUUGAAGUUUUGAUUGAAUCUCUAGUGAAAUUAUUGUAUGGGCAUUAUCAUACUAUUCAAAUAAUACCUCAGAUUGAUAGAUAUCUUUUUUUUGUCAUAUAUGAAAUCCCAAGUUAGAAUUGUGUAUGGGCAUUAUUAGAUAUAUUUGAUAGUAUUGUUUUCAGUCAGCAGUUAAUGCAAAAUACUGGUACAUUAAUUCUUAUUAGGAUUUUAUACAUUUUUUAAAAUAUUUUUUUAAGGUCACUCCAGUAUAAUCAUCCUGAUUUGUUAUUUUAUUUUCAUACAAUUUGAUAUACAUUGUUUAAUUCAUAUAGAUAUGAGCUAAAACUAGUUUGGCUUUGAAUCAUUACCAGGUGCUAUUAGUCAUGUGUUUUUGGCAUGACCUACCUUUAAUUUGUCAUAAAUGCUUAUUUGUUUUUAUGGAAACAUUUAAAUGUGAAACAAAAUUAAUAUGUUCAAAUAACAGUGUCAAACUUGUGAAAAUGUCCCCAGACACCAUCUUUACUAACAGAAUUAUACAUAAAGACAUUUUUGUACUUUUUUUAAUUGUCAAGUUUUACAAGUGUCAUUUAAAAUAGGUAUCAACAGAUGCAUUACUUGAAUAUUUAAGGUAGCACAAUACAAAGAUUUUAUAACUCCAACCCCCAAGUUUUAAAAUACUGUAACUUUCUUAAUAUUGCUUGAAAAUUUAAAAAAGUAGUAGUUUUGGAUAGCUAACAGAUUACUCUUUCAAAUUAAUGCAAUAUUAGUAUUAUGCAACAAUUAUGUAACCAAUUAUGAUGUUAACUGUGUCUAAAAUAUUUUUUCACCAAAUUUCCACUUUCAAAUGAAAUUAGCUUCUGCAUAGGUAUCCCUAGAGGAUUGAUUUUAUUAUAUGUUGUUCCUAUGGCCAUUAUCUACAAAAGGGUGUCUCAGAUUUCAGAUAGAAUGUAUAGAACAAAUUUUACAGCUAAUUAAACAUUAUCUUCUUUUAUGUGGUUAGGAUGUUUACACUAAUUAGAGAUUUAUGAGAGAAUGGAAUACCAUAGAGACAAUCUGAGACAUCCUUUUGAAGCCCAGGAUGUGCUGAUUAAAAUUUUCUAUAUAGUUAAAGAGAUGAUAGAGCUAAAUUCAUUCAAGUGAACUUACCCAGAUUUUGCCACUAAUUACAUAAUAAUUGAUUACAUAAUGAUUGCAUACUAAACAUAUUGCAUUCAUUUAAAAGAUUCAUCUUUUAUCUAUCUUUAUAUACCUCUUUUAUUAUUUUCUAUUCAUUCAUAAGAAAGUUACAGCAUUUCAAAGGUUAGUGAUGGGCAGUAAACGAAUCUUUGUAUUGUGCUACCUUGACCAAAAUAUUCAGACAAAAACUCAUAGCCGACAUGUAUAAAAAAAACAUUCAGUCCUUAAAUAGACAAAUUCAACUGUGAGAGCAUUUUAAAUAGACAUUCUUACUAUCAUAUUAUUGAUUAAAAAUGUUAAAAUGUAAAAUACACAAAAAUGGCACAUACUUAAAUUUUAUGAAACUGACAACUAAGGAGAUGUUUUUAUAAAAGAAAAUAUUAUUAUUGACUAAAAAAAAGUACAAUAAAAUACCAGUCAUAAGACAGAUAAGGGCAUUUGUUGGCCUUAUUUUUGGCUGAAAUGGGUGUUCUUGAUUAUAAGGUACAGGUUUACAUUUAUGGCCACUAUUAGAUGAGAUAAUACAUAUCUAAAACAAAUAGGUUGUGAUUCAUGACUAAAUCCAAGUGAUGCCAUCAUACCUCUUUUAAGAUUUUUUAACACAUGAAACUAGAGUGCAUGGUAGAAGUUUCUCAUUGAUUUACUGUAAUCCUUUUCUAUACUAGCAAUACAUCUCAUAAACAUAUUUACAUGGUUCAUGUAUGCACUUGAUAAUUAUAGUCACAAAACUGUGCCAAAAUACUUGUAUUCACGUAUCGUCUUCUUUUUUUUUUUUUUUUUUUUUUUUUUUUUUACAGUAAUGGUUAAUUUAUGCCAUCUUUUGAUCUUUUUUUUAAGCCAAAUAUGGCAGCAGCCUUUUCCUUUUGAGUCGAAUUAAAUUCUUACUUCAAAAACCACAGUGAAGUUGUAUACCUUUGAAUGAUAUUACAUGUAGUAGUGUUACUUUUCAUAAUCAAAUAUAAAAAAUAUUGUAGUUCAUUAUUUAAACAAUCAAAGUCAUACUAUAUCUUUUAAAAGCUAUUAUCAGCAUUAUAGUAGUGUUAGCAAUUUACAAUGUGCCAAGUAAUUUUUUUAAAAUCAUAGAAUAAAAAAUUAUGGAAAGAAUAAAGCUUAUUUAUGCAAUA
Molecule: messenger RNA, 5309 nt
Organism: Mytilus trossulus (common blue mussel)
Lineage: Eukaryota; Metazoa; Mollusca; Bivalvia; Mytilida; Mytilidae
Product: serine/threonine-protein kinase TNNI3K-like
Exons: 22
Coding region: 187-2730 (847 amino acids)
Biological process (GO): protein phosphorylation
Molecular function (GO): protein binding; protein kinase activity; ATP binding
Source: RefSeq, a predicted model, not a curated record